CCAUAUGGAAGUCAAAAAACGGCCUUGGAAGGGAGGACUUGGAACAAUUCAAAAACAUAUCAGAAGGGAUCCAUGAGAUAACCAUAGACUGCCUUGGAAAGGAGGACUUGGAACAAUUCAAAACCAUAUCAGAAGUGAUCCAUAAGGAAUCCAAAAACUGCCUUGGAAGGGAGGACUUGGAACAAUUCAAAAACAUAUCAUCAGCAGGACAAAAAGAACUGGUAUCUUCAAUUCGCCAGGAAAUAUCUGGAGUCAUCUCUUCGUUGGAGACUGGAGGAAUAGAAAUACAGAAGAAGUUUGGCCAUGUGGAGAACAAUCUUCAUGAACUUCAUCGUAACCUGGAACACGUGAAAGGUGCAGUGGACAGCAACCAGGUCUCCUUGAAAAGUGCAGUGAACAAAACCCAGGACUCCUUGGAAAUGAUCCAUGAGGAAACCAAAAACUGCCUUGGAAGGGAGGACUUGGAACACUUCAAAAACAUUUCAUCAGCAGGACAACAACAACUGGAAUUUUCCCUUCGCCAGGAAAUAUCUGGAGUCAUCUCUUCGUUGGAGACUGGAGGAAUAGAAAUGCAGAAGAAGUUUGGCCAUGUGGAGAACAAUCUUCAUGAACUUCAUCGUAACCUGGAACACGUGAAAGGUGCAGUGGACAGCAACCAGGUCUCCUUGCAAAGUGCAGUGAUCAAAACCCAGGACUCCUUGGAAAUGAUCCAUGAGGAAUCCAAAAACUGCCUUGGAAGGGAGGACUUGGAACAAUUCAAAAACAUAUCAUCAGCAGGACAAAAACAACUGGAAUCUUUCCUUCACCAGGAAAUAUCUGGAGUCGUCUCUUCGUUGGAGACUGGAGGAAUAGAAAUGCAGAAGAAGUUUGGCAAUGUGGAGAACAAUCUUCAUGAACUUCAUAGUAACCUGGAACACGUGACAGAUACAGUGGACAGCAACCAGGUCUCCUUGCAAAGGAUCCAUAAGGAAACCAAAAACUGCCUAGGAAGGGAGGACUUGGUACACUUCAAAAACAUAUCAUCAGCAGGACAACAACAACUGGAAUAUCUCCUUCGCCACGGAUUAUCUGGAGUCAUCUCUUCGCUGGAGACUGGAGGAAUAGAAAUGCAGAAGAAGUUUGGCCAUGUGGAGGACAAUCUUCAUGAACUUCAUCGUAACCUGGAACACGUGACAGGUGCAAUGGACAGCAACCAGGUCUCCUUGCAAAGUGCAGUGAACAAAACCCAGGGCUCCUUGGAAAUGAUCCAUAAGGAAACCAAAAACUGCCUUGGAAGGGAGGACUUGGAACAAUUCAAAAACAUAUCAGCAGGACAAAAACAACUGGAAUCUUUCCUUCGCCAGGAAAUAUCUGGAGUCAUCUCUUCGUUGGAGACUGGAGGAAUAGAAAUGCAGAAGAAGUUUGGCCAUGUGGAGGACAAUCUUCAUGAACUUCAUCGUAACCUGGAACACGUGAAAGGUGCAGUGGACAGCAACCAAGUCUCCUUGCAAAGGAAAGAAGAAAUGGAAUCUUUCCUUCGCCAGGAAAUAACUGGAGUCAUCUCUUUGUUGGAGACUGGUCAGUAA
Messenger RNA from Macrobrachium nipponense, 1565 nucleotides. RefSeq lists its product as uncharacterized. NCBI's taxonomy places the organism in Eukaryota, Metazoa, Arthropoda, Malacostraca, Decapoda, Palaemonidae. The record is from RefSeq and is a predicted model, not a curated record. Bases 420 to 1565 code for a protein of 381 amino acids. The transcript has 31 exons.